Papaver somniferum (opium poppy) is the source of this 2757-nucleotide messenger RNA. RefSeq names its product nucleobase-ascorbate transporter 12-like. Lineage: Eukaryota; Viridiplantae; Streptophyta; Magnoliopsida; Ranunculales; Papaveraceae. The coding region runs from base 396 to 2549 and encodes 717 amino acids. Gene Ontology annotation, cellular component: plasma membrane. The record is from RefSeq and is a predicted model, not a curated record. The transcript is spliced from 10 exons. Gene Ontology annotation, biological process: transmembrane transport. Gene Ontology annotation, molecular function: transmembrane transporter activity.
ACUAACGUCUCUAGAGCCUCCGACUCUGCCAGUGCCUUAAAAUAUUAUAAACAAAAAAAUGGGUUUUGGUAUGGACCCAUAUAACGGGCUCCAAUUAGGUUGUCUUUACUCUUUAAUUUUGGCGUUUCUUCACCCCCCUUAGCAUCACCCACACCCACACUCCUUUUCACACUCUCUGUCUCUGAGCUGCUUACCAAGCAUCACUUCUCUCUCUCUCUCUCUCUCACUCUAAUACUCAAGCUCCAAAGUUUCAAACCCUAGAUUUUUUUCCAGUAAAUUCAUCUACCAGAGAAAAGCCUCAUCAAAAACCCUAACCAAAGAUCCGAUCUUUUAUCAAUAGGAAUUUCCUACAUUUAUUCAGCUAUGCAGCUCUAAGUUCCAUAUAACACGAUAAAAUGGCGAACAUUGAUCUCCCCAAAAGACCUAGACCAGGGCCAUGGCCACCAGUUCAAGAACCAACAACAAUGCCAGCAUCAACAUCAUGGGCUAAGAAAACUGGAUUCAAACCAAAACUGUCUGGAGAAACAAAUGUGAGUAACAAUUCAGGUCAGAUUCUUCUUCCUGAACUUGUACCACCUAAACCUGUUAAACCUAGUGAAGUUCAAGUGGAUCUUGAAUCUGGCCGUAGACAACCUAUUCCGGUUGCAAGUGGCGAACCCUCGGCAGCUAAAACCACGCCCACUACUGCAACUACGACUACUUCUUUGGAUAAGGAUCAGAAUGUACCGAAGAAGAGGAAAGAACCAGAAGUGGUAGUAGUGCCAAAGAGUAGUAGUGUUCCGCUACCAAAUGGGCAACAAGUUCGGGUUGAAAACCCGGUAAUUCAUCCCAAACCACCUAUUCGAGAGGAGAAUGUGGUUAAUGUAUUACCUCAAUUAAGGGAUGAUGACGACGACGACGACGGUUAUGGUAAUCGUAUAUCUCAUAUGAAAUAUGAACUUAGAGAUAGUCCUGGUCUUGUUCCAAUUGGUUUUUAUGGACUCCAGCAUUAUAUUUCGAUAUUGGGUUCGUUAAUACUUAUCCCACUCGUGAUAGUUCCAGCAAUGGGUGGCGACCAUGAAGAUACAGCUAUGGUGGUGUCAACAGUAUUAUUUGUAUCCGGAGUUACUACAUUAUUGCAUACAUUUUUUGGAUCAAGAUUGCCAUUAAUACAGGGCCCAUCUUUUGUUUUUCUCGCUCCGGCAUUGGCUAUAAUUAACUCCCCUGAGUUCCAAGGAUUAAAUGGGAAUAAUUUUAAGCGUGUCAUGAAGGAGCUACAGGGGGCAAUAAUUAUAUCGUCAGCAUUUCAAACUAUAUUGGGUUACAGUGGACUAAUGUCAAUCUUCUUGCGUUUGAUCAAUCCUGUUGUUGUAUCCCCGACAAUAGCAGCUGUCGGACUCUCUUUCUACAGUUAUGGUUUUCCACAAGUAGGUACCUGCCUUGAGAUUGGGGCAGUGCAGAUACUAAUAGUUAUUCUCUUUGCACUCUAUCUUCGUAAAGUAUCUAUUUUCGGUCAUCGAGUAUUUCUGAUUUAUGCAGUUCCACUGGGUUUAGCAAUCACUUGGGCUAUUGCCUUUCUUCUUACCGAGGCAGGUGCUUAUAACUACAAAGGUUGUGACGUUAAUGUGCCUGCUUCAAAUAUAAUAUCUGAAGCUUGCAGGAAACAUAUCCCCAAGAUGAAGCACUGUCGUGUAGAUACUUCUCACGCAUUAAAAGCUGCCCCGUGGUUUAGAUUUCCAUAUCCGUUACAGUGGGGAAUACCAAUUUUCCACUGGAAAACAGCUCUUGUAAUGUGCGUGGUGUCUAUUAUUGCAUCUGUUGAUUCGGUUGGUUCAUACCAUGCAUCAUCGUUAUUGGUGGCGUCUAAACCUCCAACUCCAGGAGUUGUCAGCCGAGCAAUAGGCCUUGAAGGAAUCUGUAGUAUGUUGGCUGGUCUAUGGGGUACAGGAACUGGCUCAACAACACUUACUGAAAAUGUGCACACCAUUGCCGUGACAAAAGUAGGAAGCAGAAGAUCAGUGGAGCUGGGGGCAUGCAUUUUAAUACUCUUGUCCCUUGUGGGUAAAGUUGGUGGUUUUAUUGCUUCAAUUCCCGAUGUCAUGGUUGCUGCUCUCCUUUGUGUCAUGUGGGCCAUGCUUGCAGCACUUGGCUUGUCAAACCUACGUUACAGUGAGGCUGGAAGCUCUAGAAAUAUUAUCAUAGUUGGUCUCUCUCUGUUUUUUUCGCUCUCUAUACCGUCCUAUUUCCAGCAAUAUGGUGUUACUCCCAAUGCCAACUCAUCAGUCCCCAGCUAUUUCCAGCCAUACACUGUGGCAUCUCAUGGACCUUUUCGAAGCAAAUAUAAUGGGCUUAACUAUGUUCUGAAUACUUUAUUAUCAUUUAACAUGGUGGUUGCAUUCCUCAUUGCUGUGAUACUCGACAACACUGUACCUGGCAACCGGCAAGAACGUGGUGUUUACGUCUGGUCCGAUCGCGACACGGCAAGGAGGGAACCUGCAGUUACCAAAGAUUAUGAGUUGCCUUUCAGAGUUGGACGAGUCUUUAGAUGGGUAAAAUGGGUUGGACUGUAAUUGUGUACAAUUAGGAGAGGGUUUUAGGCAGUUGUUCUGUUGUUGUAAUUCUUAAUUAUAGAACAAUUUGUAUAGGAUCAUUAUGUAGAAUUAAAAUCUAUCUUAAGAAAAUGCGAGGAAUUAUAUCGGUUUUUGAAUUUCUUGGUAUCUUGAUUGUCUCUCUCCUCUACACCCCACGUAUUAAACCCAUCAUUGCUUGUACUACUAA